AUGUCGCCUUCAUUCGUCGACUAUAUAUCACUCAUGGAAAAUUGUUUUCAAUCUAAACAAAAAAGGUCGUUAAAAGCUAUUGAACACGAUCAUCUUUAUGAACAUAAAUCAGAAAACGGUGUAAAAAAGAAGCAGCAAUUUCAACAAACAUUACCUUCUGGUAUAGAAAAUUCAAAAAAUAAUUUAUUAUCAGACAUAACGACGGUCGUAACUAGCACUAGUGAUGAAAAAUACGAAGAUUUUAACCGUUAUUUAUACAAACGACAACAAAAUAAUUUAUCAUCAAAAUAUUCACGUCAAACGAGAAAACAAAAAUACGACGAGAUGCAUCGUCUAUCAGAACAGUAUGAAAAAUUGAAUGAUGAACUCGAAUUUAAAAUAUUGAUAACAAAUAAAAUUAUAGACGAAUUAAAGUUUAAAUUAGCUCAACAUUUACUGCCUUAA
Molecule: messenger RNA, 444 nt
Organism: Didymodactylos carnosus
Lineage: Eukaryota; Metazoa; Rotifera; Eurotatoria; Philodinida; Philodinidae
Source: the annotation of a GenBank genome assembly